Messenger RNA from Seriola dumerili (greater amberjack), 3867 nucleotides. RefSeq names its product potassium channel subfamily T member 2-like (gene kcnt1a). Lineage: Eukaryota; Metazoa; Chordata; Actinopteri; Carangiformes; Carangidae. The record is from RefSeq and is a predicted model, not a curated record. The transcript has 30 exons. Gene Ontology annotation, cellular component: membrane. Gene Ontology annotation, molecular function: intracellular sodium-activated potassium channel activity. Gene Ontology annotation, biological process: potassium ion transport. The coding region runs from base 11 to 3631 and encodes 1206 amino acids.
UCCGGCCAAAAUGUGUAGUGAAUGUUACGUGAAUCAGUCAUUUGUCAACGAUGAUGGGACCGUGAACGAGCACAAGCCACGCUCCGCUCCAGCGCCACUGCAGACCAACAGCAACAGCAGCGGGGUUAUCUUAGACAUCUCCAACCUAAAGAUGGAGCAGCAGGAGACUGAGGUGCCUCCGCUGCCGCCACGCUUCCGCUUCAGAGACUUGCUGCUCGGGGACCAGAGCUUCCAGAAUGAUGACAGGGUACAGGUCGAGUUUUAUGUGAAUGAAAACACCUUCAAGGAGCGUCUGAAGCUUUUCUUCAUCAAAAACCAAAGAUCAAGCCUGAGGAUUCGUGUGUUCAACUUCUCCCUGAAGCUGCUCACCUGCCUGCUAUAUAUCAUCAGAGUGGUGACAGACAACCCCGGUCAGGGCGCCAGCGCCAGCCACAGCGCAGGACAGCAGACUGCUCCCAAUGGCAACAACAAAUGGGAGUUGAUCUUCUGGGUGGAUAGAAAGGUUCCUGUCUGGGCCAUUCAAGUGAGUGUGGCCAUCAUUAGUUUCCUGGAGACUAUGUUACUGAUGUAUCUGAGCUACAAGGGGAACAUUUGGGAGCAGAUAUUCCAGGUGUCCUUUCUUCUGGAGAUGAUCAACACAGUUCCCUUCAUCAUUACAAUCUUCUGGCCCUCUCUUCGGAACAUCUUCAUUCCCGUGUUCCUCAACUGCUGGCUGGCCAAAUGUGCUCUGGAGAACAUGAUUAAUGAUGUCCACAGGGCGAUCCAGAGGACAAACUCAGCCAUGUUCAACCAGGUCCUCAUUCUCAUCUGCACCUUACUCUGCCUGGUCUUCACUGGCACAUGUGGAAUCCAACAUCUGGAACGAGCAGGCAAGAACCUCUCUCUCUUCAAUUCCUUCUACUUCUGCAUCGUCACCUUCUCCACCGUGGGCUUUGGAGACGUGACUCCCCGCAUAUGGCCCUCCCAGCUGCUGGUAGUCAUCAUGAUCUGUGUGGCUCUGGUGGUGCUGCCUCUGCAGUUUGAGGAGCUGAUCUACCUGUGGAUGGAGAGGCAGAAGUCUGGAGGGAAUUACAGCCGCCACAGAGCACAGACAGAGAAACAUGUAGUACUGUGUGUCAGCGCGCUCAAAAUAGACCUGCUCAUGGAUUUUCUCAAUGAAUUCUAUGCUCAUCCCAGACUGCAGGAUUACUAUGUGGUGAUCCUGUGCCCAAGUGAAAUGGACCUGCAGGUGCGGAGAGUGCUGCAGAUCCCUCUGUGGUCACAAAGGGUCAUCUAUCUGCAAGGAUCUGUUCUCAAAGACCAGGAUCUGCUGAGAGCCAAAAUGGAUGACGCAGAGGCUUGUUUUAUUCUAAGCAGUCGCAACGAGGUAGAUCGCAUGGCUGCGGACCAUCAGACCAUCCUGAGAGCCUGGGCUGUGAAGGACUUUGCUCCUAAUUGCCCCCUUUAUGUCCAGAUACUCAAACCUGAAAAUAAGUUCCAUGUUAAAUUUGCAGAUCAUGUUGUGUGUGAAGAAGAGUUCAAGUACGCCAUGUUGGCUCUUAACUGUGUUUGUCCUGCCACCUCCACCUUGGUCACACUGCUUGUACACACCUCCCGUGGACGAGAAGGACAGCAGUCACCGGAGCAGUGGCAGAGGAUGUACGGAUGUUGCUCUGGCAACGAGGUGUACCACAUCCGACUGUGCGACAGCAAGUUCUUUGGGGAGUAUAAUGGCAAAAGCUUCACAUAUGCCUCCUUUCACGCUCACAAGAAGUACGGCGUGUGUCUGAUCGGUAUAAAGAGGGAAGAGAACAAGAGCAUCCUGCUGAACCCUGGCCCGCGCCACAUCAUGGCUGCCACCGACACCUGCUACUACAUCAAUAUCACUAAGGAGGAAAACUCAGCCUUCAUCUUUAACCAGGAGGAGAGGAAGGGCCGCCCUGCCGGGGGAAUCUACGACGGACCCUCACAGCUUCCUGUGCACAGCAUCAUCGCUAGCAUGGGUACUGUUGCCAUGGAUCUUCAGAACACGAGUCCACCUGACGUCUCAGGUGAUAAACUAGUCCCGCCUACAGUAAACGGCACAGGGAGCCGCCGGCCGAGCAUCGCUCCAGUUCAGGAGCUCGCUGACUCGUCCUCAAUCCUGCCAUGCGACCUCCUCAGUGACCAAUCAGAAGAUGACUCCGUCUUCAUAGAUGACAAAGACCACUCAUCUACUGAGUACGUGAAAGGUUAUCCCCCUAACUCUCCGUACAUUGGGAGCUCGCCCACCUUGUGCCAUCUGUUGGCUGAAAAAGCCCCGUUCUGCUGCCUACGACUGGACCAGGGUUGCAGGCACAACAGUUUUGAGGAUGCCAAGGCUUAUGGUUUUAAAAACAAACUCAUCAUUGUGUCUGCGGAGACUGCGGGGAACGGUCUCUAUAACUUCAUAGUGCCUCUCAGAGCUUAUUACAGACCCAGGAAAGAACUCAACCCCAUUGUCUUGCUGCUGGAUAACCCUCCAGAUAAUCACUUUCUGGAGGCCAUCUGCUGUUUCCCUAUGGUCUACUACAUGGCUGGGAGCAUAGACAAUCUUGACAGCCUGCUGCAGUGUGGCAUUAUCUACGCCGAUAAUUUGGUUGUUGUGGAUAAAGAGAGUACGAUGAGUGCCGAGGAAGACUACAUGGCUGAUGCCAAAACGAUUGUCAAUGUACAGACGAUGUUCAGGUUGUUUCCCAGUCUCAGCAUCAUCACAGAGCUUACUCAUCCAUCCAACAUGAGAUUCAUGCAGUUCAGAGCAAAGGACUGCUAUUCACUGGCUCUCUCCAAGCUGGAGAAGAAGGAGCGAGAUAAAGGCUCCAACUUGGCUUUCAUGUUUCGCCUACCCUUCGCUGCAGGCAGAGUGUUCAGUAUCAGCAUGCUGGACACUCUGCUCUAUCAGUCUUUUGUGAAGGACUACAUGAUCCUUAUUGCGAGGCUGCUGCUGGGACUGGACACCACUCCUGGAUCAGGAUACCUCUGUGCUAUGAAAGUGACAGAGGAAGAUCUAUGGAUUAGCACUUACGGCAGACUGUUCCAGAAACUCUGCUCCUCUAGUGCCGAGAUUCCCAUCGGGAUCUAUCGGACAGAAUCCCACAUUUUCUCUACAUCUGAGCCAAAGUCAUUAAGACCCCAGUCUCAGGUGUCAGUCAGUGUCGACGACUGCGAGGAUACCAAGGACAGAGGGGAUGAGUCUCGCGGCAACGACCAAUCAGAUCACCCCCUGCUGAGGAAGAAGAGCAUGCAGUGGGCGCGGCGGCUCAGUAAGAAAAGCGUGAGGUGGCAGGGGGCGAAUCGGGACUCGAGCAAGGACCACGCCCAGCGCAUCGCCCAGCAGCGCCUCAACCUCUACCGACGCUCCGAGAGGGAGGAGCUGUCUGAACUGGUCCGCAACCGCAUGAGGCAUCUGGGCCUGCCCACCUCAGGAUAUGAUGAACAGAACGAUCACCAAAACACCCUGUCGUACGUCCUGAUCAACCCUUCUCCUGACACCAGGCUGGAGCUCAAUGACAUUGUGUACUUGAUUCGUUCGGACCCUCUGGCACACGUCCCCGAGGAGCCUCCUGUCCACAGCAGCAGCCUGAAAGAGAGACACGAGUCCAGCAUAGACACCAGAGAGGACACCCAGCUCUGAUAGCAUGCUGACCUUCACUGGUACACUCCUUCCUAAUCUCCCCCUUCAGUUUUCAUGGGGGGUGUGGCUGUGUCCACACAGGUCCAGUCUGACAGAGGACAAUUUGUGCUAUUAUGUUCCAGCACGGCAGUCUACCGCUGUAUUAUACGAGUGCCUACUGUUUGGCAGAUGAUGUUUGACGUCAUCUGUGACAUUUUCAUCCUCUUGCCACAGACACUGUAUGUAUGAAUAGUGCA